AUGACCAUAGCGAAAGAGACUACUCAGCGUUCCACAACGGCCCCAAGCCAGUCUCAAACUACAACAGGUGCUCCUGGUCGCAGUCUCCUCCAGAUAUCUAUUGUGAUGUCAUGUCUUUGCGCCGGAACAUUCGUGGCUGCAUUAGAUGCCACUAUCGUCACUACCUCUUUGCCUUCUAUUGCUGGCCAUUUCCACUCAGCUUCCGGCUACACUUGGAUUGGCAGUGCUUACAUACUGGCCAACACCGCCUCCAUUCCCUUGUGGGGGAAACUGUCCGACAUAUGGGGAAGGAAACCGCUUCUGCUUUGCGGAAAUGCAAUCUUCUUUGCAGGCAGUUUGAUCUGCUCUGUGGCCAACACAAUGGCGUUGUUUCUGUUUGGCCGUGUUAUGCAAGGCCUGGGUGCGGCAGCGCUGAUGACAUUGGUCAAUAUUUGUGUCUGCGACUUAUUCUCUCUCAGAGAUCGUGGCCUAUAUUUUGGUCUGCUGUCCGUAGACUGGGCUUUAGCUAGCGGAAUUGGUCCUAUAUUGGGCGGCGUGCUAUCGGAGAAGGCAACCUGGAGAUGGUGCUUCUGGAUCAAUUUACCAAUCACAGGACUUGCAUUCCUAUUGCUCUGGUUAGCCCUCAAACUCGACAACCCACACACACCAAUCUGGGACGGUCUCAAGGCCGUCGACUGGAUCGGCUCAUUAUUCGUAAUUGGCAGCAGCAUCAUGCUACUCCUCGCCCUAGACUUCGGCGGCGUCACUCACCCCUGGGACUCAGCAACGGUCAUCUGCCUAAUCAUCUUCAGCAUCGUAGUUCUGGGUUUAUUCGCCCUGAACGAGUGGAAACUCGCCAAAUACCCCGUAAUACCACUAACCCUCUUUCAGCACCGAUCCGGCAUCGCCGCAUUCGUCGUCUGCUUCUGCCACGGAUUCAUCUUCAUGGGCGAGGCAUACUACCUACCGCUGUACUUCCAAGCUGUCCUCGGCGCCAGCCCAAUCAUGUCCGGGGUCUAUCUAUUAGCCUUCGUCAUCGCCUGCACAUUCUCGGGGGCCUUUACGGGCCUCUUCAUCCAGAAAACAGGCCAAUAUCUUCCCCCGAUGUGGCUCGGCCUUGGCCUGUUAACCCUCGGAGUGGGACUCCUCAUCAACCUAGAAGCAACAGCCAACUGGGGCAAGAUCAUCGGAUUCCAAAUCAUCUCAGGUACAGGCAUAGGCAUGAACUUCGAAGGGCCACUGCUCGCUCUGCAGGCGAUUGUUGGUGUCGCGAACACCGCUACAGCCACCGCUACAAUCGGGUUCGUGCGGACUAUGUCGACAGCGAUCUCGGUGGUUAUCGGGGGAGUCGUGUUCCAGAACCAGAUGGUGAAGGAGGGCGCCAAGCUCGUGCAAUCCCUGGGUGGUGAGCUGGCUGGUCAGUUUGGAGGUGCGAAUGUCACGGCCAAUAUACAGCUGAUUCUGACACUUCCCUCGGAUCAGAGGGAGGUGGUCCGGCAGGCGGUGUUUGCCUCCUUGCGGACUACAUGGAUUAUGUAUGUUGCUUUUGCGGGAGUCAGUCUUGUUGCUGGGUUCUUUGUUGGCGCUCAUCAUCUGUCGGAGGAACAUGAGAUGGCGGUUUUGGGGCUGCACGGUCAGAGUGGUGACUCCUCGGAGGAUACUACUAACAAUACUCCAGCUACUCGGACCAUGGAGAUGCAUUAA
Aspergillus pseudotamarii is the source of this 1683-nucleotide messenger RNA. RefSeq names its product MDR family MFS transporter. Gene Ontology annotation, biological process: transmembrane transport. Lineage: Eukaryota; Fungi; Ascomycota; Eurotiomycetes; Eurotiales; Aspergillaceae. Gene Ontology annotation, molecular function: transmembrane transporter activity. The transcript has 4 exons. The coding region runs from base 1 to 1683 and encodes 560 amino acids. The record is from RefSeq and is a predicted model, not a curated record.